Molecule: messenger RNA, 540 nt
Organism: Trichoderma gamsii
Lineage: Eukaryota; Fungi; Ascomycota; Sordariomycetes; Hypocreales; Hypocreaceae
Exons: 2
Source: RefSeq, a predicted model, not a curated record
CCAUAUUUUCACAAGCCAUUAAUAACUUUGUCGAGAAACAAUAACCUCUUUAUAUUUUAUCAGAGAGCCGCUUCAACCUCAGCAUUUAGUAAUUCCAGGAUGCAGCUUACAGUGAUUGACAUUGUUUUCAUGCUGACGGCACACCUAAUCACUAGAGUUGAUGCUCUGGCUGACGACGCUCCAACAAGUCCGACUCCUGUAUACGAAGAGAAACCGUUUACUUUGUCGUCGAGUUGCGUUCUCACCGUCACAGUAACGACCAACCUAGGCACGGACAGAGGCUGUGCGUUCAACUGCUCAAGUGAUUUUUGUAUCAUCGAUCGUGAGACGGGCCCGUAUCCGCGAAGCUUCAGUUAUGCGUAUUUACUUAUCAUUGUUGCAGAUUUUGUGACUUUGCCCUGCGGCUGUUCAGGGGCUGCAAGUGUAGUCACUCGGACCAUCACCGCAUGUGCGAAAUCGAGUCCCUGCUGGAAUUGCCAUACCGGGUUCCCUUUUACCACAACGGCCUCGGAUUGCCCAGAACCAACAGCAGAUGAGUAG